GUUAAUUAAAGUUUAAUUUUUUAAUUGCAAUUUGGAUUUUUUAAUUUGUUAAUAGUAAUAAAAAGUAUUUAUAUAUUUAUCAAAUAAAAGAUUCAAAAUCACAAAAACUUAUAGUUUAUUUUAUAUUUCUUCAUCUAUGUAGCUUUUUGGUAUUUUUCUUAUAAUGAAUUAAGUUUAAAUUCUUUAAAAUAUGUUAAUUUGUAUAUUACUAUUAGUUGACACAGGCUGUCAAAUUUUUUUCACAUAAUAUCGAUCUUUUUGUUGGGAGUUUAAGUUUGUUUGACUUAAAAACAAGCAUUCAUGUUAUUUUUAAAUUUUGAUUCUAAGGCUAGACUGGCAAAACUAAAAACAAGUGAAAGAUAUAAGCUGAAAUACAUUUGCAUUUGUUGGAGAAUACAACAAAAAGCAUUGGUUGAGUAAUUUGAAGUCGUUAUCAUCAACAAAACCAGAAAUUAAAAUUAAUUCAAUAAACUAACAAAUAAUCUUCAACACUAUGGGAGUUGUAAAAGGAAAUCAACAGAAAGAGGGUCACAAUAUUUUCAAAUUGGCCACAGUAGCCUGUUUAUUUGUUGCAAUGCUCUUCCAUUUAAUUGCCAUUGCCUCGCCGAACUGGGCAUCAGCUGACCUGACGAGAACUGACCGAGCAGAACAUAUCGGACUAUGGAAGUUCUGCACAUACCCCUACGGUGGAGGCGAGACAUGCUAUGAUUUUGUGGACAUCAUAUAUGGAGACUGGUUGAAAGCAGCUCAAUCGUUCAUGAUAAUUUCCUUAUUCACACUGCCUGCUGCUCUCGGUCUCAGUUUGAUAGUGGCGUUCGUAUCUGGACUGGAAGACGACAUGAGGCUCAUUGGUGUACAACUUGCUGUCAUUGGAAUUACGGAUUCGGAGAAAUUAACAACCCACAUUGACAUUGUGGCCAUCACUGAAACAUGGUUUAAUGAUAUUACGGAAGGACUGUUCACCUUGACAUGUGUCUGCUCAUUUGGUGAUCGAUUCCAGGAAUAUUUUAACAAUAAGGAGCCUCUAUGGAAGGAGGAGGGCAACAUUGGAGUGCUGGGUUGGGGGUUCGGGUUGGCAGUCACUGACAUGUUUCUCACAUUUAUUGCUCUCGGGUGUGGCGUGGCUGCAAUCAUUUGAAAUGUUCUGAAAAGUUCUGCUCUACCCUGGAUUGAUCAAUAAAUUUUUGUUUCAUGGAGUAUAUGAAUGAAUGAGUUUAUAUUUUAAUGAUAAAUUGGAUUAUUGAAUAAAUUAAAAUUUCAUGAAAAUAUUUUUAAAAUUUGUCUAGUUCAUAUAAUUAUUUGUCAUUUUUAUUGUGCCUACUGAUAUGACAAAAAAUCUCAUCUUAUAAGCUCUUACUCAUCACCAGUGUUUUAUAUAAGUGUUCAAUUUUAGUGUAAUGUUGUUCCUAUUUUUACAUUUGCGCAAGUUACUUUAUCAGUUUGCUUGCACACACAUACUUUUUGUAAAUGUGCAUUGUACAUUAGUAUGUAUGCGUGAAUGUUUUCACAAAUUACAUACUUAUAAAUGAUGACAAUAGUAAGCAAAAUAAUUUGACAUGUCAUUUUUAAUGUUUCAUUUUUUUCUGAAAUUUUUAAUAUUUUGAUAAUCAUUUAAAAUUUAAAUCGAAAGAAUAUUUUUAAAAUUUGCUUUCGGUUUUGAUAUCUACAAAUACAGGCCACCGGAUCUUCAGGACGGAAAUCAGUGCUACAUGGCUGCAGAGUUUUUUUUUGUUUUGGUUAUAAUAUUUUGAAGACAAUCUAUUUUAAUAAAAUUUUGGAUCGAAA
Molecule: messenger RNA, 1785 nt
Organism: Helobdella robusta
Lineage: Eukaryota; Metazoa; Annelida; Clitellata; Rhynchobdellida; Glossiphoniidae
Exons: 6
Coding region: 494-1138 (214 amino acids)
Cellular component (GO): plasma membrane
Source: RefSeq, a predicted model, not a curated record